This is a messenger RNA of Clarias gariepinus (North African catfish), 807 nucleotides long. RefSeq names its product ring finger protein 151 (gene rnf151). The record is from RefSeq and is a predicted model, not a curated record. The transcript has 4 exons. The coding region runs from base 1 to 807 and encodes 268 amino acids. Gene Ontology annotation, molecular function: zinc ion binding. NCBI's taxonomy places the organism in Eukaryota, Metazoa, Chordata, Actinopteri, Siluriformes, Clariidae. Gene Ontology annotation, biological process: regulation of canonical NF-kappaB signal transduction; positive regulation of JNK cascade. Gene Ontology annotation, cellular component: plasma membrane signaling receptor complex.
AUGGAGCAAACACCUGGGUCUUUCUACCAAAGUGAAAUAUGUGUGAUUGCUUACUAUGUUUCAUGUCAGAAUGGUGGUUAUGAAGUGGAACUUUUUGUGGACCCACCAGAUCAUGACCUUAUCUGCAUCAUAUGCAAAGGGGUUCUACGUUGCCCUGUGCGUGUGGCAUGUAAACAUGUCUUUUGCAAGAAGUGCAUUUUGCAGUGGAUGAGGAGACAGGAAACGUGUCCGUGCUGCAGGAAGCCAGUCAGCCAGCGGCUUAUAUUUGUUAUGUUCAAGCUUAGUAAAUCCAUUGGCCGAUUACAAAUUAAGUGCCGAAAUGAGCAACAGGGCUGUACGGCCACCUUUCCUCUCUCAGAGGAGUACCUCCACAGCUCCACAUGCCCCUUUGAGUGGCUGCUGUGCCCACAACAGGGCUGCGGGUCUAGAAUUCUGAGGAAGGACGCCCAGACACAUGCUCAGGUCUGCAGCCACUGGAGGCAGCUGUGCCCGAUGGGUUGUGGUACACUGCUGAGCCGCACUACCCAAUUCAAGCACAACUGCUACAGAGAGCUGCAGGAGCGCUAUGAGGCCCAGCGACAGGUCCAGCGAACCAUCGCUUCUGCAUUGCGCAGGAAGAUGCAGCGCAUGCAAAGCCGCAUGUCCAACAUGACUCGGCAGAUCAGCCUUAUAUGCGAAAGCCUAGAGCUUAGUGAAGACCAGGAGGAAGAGGAGGAGAGUCCUGGUGAGGGAACCAGCACAAGGAGAAGCUCCAGGGUCGACCACAGCUCCAGCACACACACCAGCUCCAGCAGCAGCAGCUCCUAA